Helobdella robusta is the source of this 738-nucleotide messenger RNA. RefSeq lists its product as hypothetical. The record is from RefSeq and is a predicted model, not a curated record. NCBI's taxonomy places the organism in Eukaryota, Metazoa, Annelida, Clitellata, Rhynchobdellida, Glossiphoniidae. The coding region runs from base 1 to 738 and encodes 245 amino acids. The transcript has 3 exons.
AUGGGAGAUAGGUACUCCUAUGAUUCGGCUGCGGUUGAUGCCAAAAUAAUACAACAUUGGAGAGAACUCAGGGAACAAUUGGACGUCAAAGCUGAACAACAAUCGGCCGUAAUCAAUGCAAAAAUAGAAAAUCAGAUGAUGAGAAUGGAAGACAUCACAUCAAAAAUUGAACAGAAAUUUGAUCAAAAGGUUAUUGGGUUCGAACAGAAGUUAUCUUGCGAAGUGGAUAAACUUAAACAAGAACUGGAAGAAACUAAGAAAAUAAACUCCACACCUGUAAGCCACCGGACCACAAAGACAUUGAAAGUGUCAGCAUUUGACGGAGAAACUUCUUGGAACAUAAAUAAAGCCCAGUUUGAAACAGCAGCAAUGAAUUUUGGCUGGAAUAUAAGAAAGAGGACAACGGCUCUUGUAGUAGCGUUACGAGGAUUAGAGGCUGAAGAUCUCCAAACGAUUCCAGUCGAAAAAUAUUUCAACUAUGAUGUCCUGGUAAAUGCGUUGAUUUUACGUUACGGUGAAGAGCACAUGAGGCAAAUAUAUCGGUCCCAGUUAAGAAACUGGACACAGCGAAAUGUAGAGUCAAUACAGCAGCUGUCACAGGAUAUUGAACUGUUGACUCAGCUGUCAUACCCCCACGUAAGACCCACAACACAGAGAACAAACUGCAUUGGAAACGUUUGCAAAGGCUGUUCGAGAUUCAGAUCUUUGACAAACCUUUAUACUAGCAGACUAUUUUGA